Molecule: messenger RNA, 1962 nt
Organism: Manduca sexta (tobacco hornworm)
Lineage: Eukaryota; Metazoa; Arthropoda; Insecta; Lepidoptera; Sphingidae
Product: putative odorant receptor 85d
Exons: 7
Coding region: 851-1642 (263 amino acids)
Biological process (GO): detection of chemical stimulus involved in sensory perception of smell; sensory perception of smell
Cellular component (GO): plasma membrane
Molecular function (GO): olfactory receptor activity; odorant binding
Source: RefSeq, a predicted model, not a curated record
ACUACAUAUUGUUUUGAAAUUGUCCAGUUACUCAUGUGGCUGACUGUAACAUCACUUGUUAUGUUUGUUGACAGCCAUUGUGGCUCAGUGAAUCGAGAGGUCGUGGUGGAUUAGAAACCCGUCCCCAGACAAAUGUUUAUAACAGGUAGUCUUCAUAGGUGCUACGAAAACCACUACGCUUUGGGUGGGUUUAAAAAUAAAAAUACAUGAAUAUGUGUAAUAUUCUUGGGGUAAACAUUUAUUUAGGAUAUAAAAUAUAACUAGGUAUAUGACUGUAUUUUCGCAUAUAAACUUAACGCGUCUAGUGUAUUCGGCAAUCUUAGUGCGUCUCGACUCCACUCUUCUAACCUAGAAAACUCACCAAUUUAACAAUAAAACAGUUAAUAAAUUUGUAUUACUUCGGUUUUCUGAAUAAAAUUUGCCUUCUAUGUCAUUUACAUAUCAUGGGUAAACCGUAAAAUUUGCAAGUACUUACUUCCAUGGUCAAUGGACAUUUACAAUAAACAGCUUCAACUCCCAAACCAUAAGGUAUUUAGGAUAACCUCGAUCUGAAACCGAGAAUAAACCAAUCCAAAUAUCUACGUCAUUUGUAAGCCUGUGCAAAACUAGUAUAUCCCAAAUAUGUGACUCGUAAAUCGGUGUCGUUAAUAUUGAUGUUUGUGAUUGAUCGAAAGAGGAAUAUGUCAGUCACGUGCUGGUCUCUUUAAUCCCAAUUAAGUAAACGACACGGACUCCUCUGUUUGUUGCCAUAUUCUACAAAAAAAAAUCCAUUUCGCAAUGGAUCGAAAAAAGCAACUAUGAUUCUUUAUUAAAAACAGCCAUAAAACUUCUAGGGUUCUUUACUUUUACGAUGACGAAUCUGUUCGUCUAUGAAAUCAUCCCGCUGGUGAGCACUGUUGCCUCCAUGUUGUUGGGCGACGCGCGGUACAUGUUGCCCUUCCAAUUGCCGGACUGUUGGCGCAUUGACAACUUCGCCGUGUAUCUCAUCUGUUACGUCUAUUUGUUCAUUACUACUAUCCCAUGCCAGAUGUGCCUGUACGUACCCACUGAUUUGGUGAUAGUGAUUUUCUGCAGCAACCUGAGCGUACUGUUCACCGUCCUGAAAUCAGAUUUAAGAAACGCUAUCCAACGUGAAGGCAGAACAAACAGACGGCUGUAUUACUCUGAUCAGGAGAGUUACAACAAAAUUAAACUUGCCGUUAAAACACACCAGCAAUUAUUAAGAAUAUCAGGUGAAGUGAGUGAAAUUUUUGGAGUGCUGUUACUGAUGCACAUAAUGUCUUCAUCUGUUAUAAUAUGCUUUUUCGGAUUUUUGACUAUUGUAUAUGGAUCUCCUGCUGAUAAAGUAUCAUACUUACUGACGGUUUUCAGUGCGGUCCUCAUGAUAUUCGUCCUAGCUCUAGCAGGACAGAUACUUUAUGACGCGAGUUCGCGUGUCGCUGAGGCCGCAUACGAAAGUCUUUGGUUCGAAAGCGAUAUCAAUGUUAGAAGAGCAAUGCUGUUUAUUAUUAUAAGAGGACAGCAACCUGCCAGCUUGUCCGCUUUGGGAUUCUCCGAUAUGACGCUAAGAACAUUUUCAAAGAUAAUGAGUAGCGGCUGGACUUAUUUCAACUUGCUGAUACAUAUUUUUGAAGACAUAUAAAACAUUUACAAUUGGUAUUGUACACAAACAUUAAGAAUAAAACUAGAUUUUCACGUUAGAAACACUUUGAUUAUUACAGUACCAGUAAUAGGAGAGGCUGAAAACCAGCGCUGCUCGGAACUAAUAUCCCGGUCAGCACAAUCUGAGCCGCUUCCUUUUGUCUUUAUUAUAGUAUUAGUAUAAGAAUAUGUAUGUUAUCAUUUGUGUAACAAGACAAUAAAAAAAAAUAUUAUUAUUAUUAUUAAUAAUAGCUUUAUAGAAUCAAAUUUAAUCGUAGUAUUUUGAUGCUGUGAACACAAAUAUAAUUAAUACACAAUUAA